Messenger RNA from Uncinocarpus reesii 1704, 1656 nucleotides. Its product is annotated as serine palmitoyltransferase 2. The transcript is spliced from 3 exons. Gene Ontology annotation, cellular component: serine palmitoyltransferase complex. Gene Ontology annotation, molecular function: pyridoxal phosphate binding; serine C-palmitoyltransferase activity. NCBI's taxonomy places the organism in Eukaryota, Fungi, Ascomycota, Eurotiomycetes, Onygenales, Onygenaceae. The record is from RefSeq and is a predicted model, not a curated record. Gene Ontology annotation, biological process: ceramide biosynthetic process; sphingosine biosynthetic process. Bases 1 to 1656 code for a protein of 551 amino acids.
AUGCCUCGUCGACCUACGAGUUCCUUUGUCAACAAAUCCUCCGACUCGCCGUCCCCUUCUUCGACUACGCUUCCUAAAAAGGACGCACCAAAACCUACGAAUCACAACCGCAACCGCUUCAGCCAGCUGUUCCUGAAUUCAACAAGGUCCAAAUUGGAAGCCCAACAAGCCGCCCUUGGUGGCCAGCAGCCAAGUACCAGUACCCAGAGUCCUGUGGCAACCGGUUCGACUCCGUCCUCCCUACCAGUCAUCUCUCUUUCGACUGCAGACGCUUCCACCAUGGAUGUUCCCGCGACCACCCUCUUCCAACCACCUUCUCCCCGUGAGGCGCGCCGAGUUGCGAAACAGCAUGCCCAGUUUGGCCCUCUCGGUCACCCCACUCACCGGUGUACUUCCCGCCACCAGGGCGCUUUUGGGCACGUGCGUGAUUUCUUCGGAAAAAGAUUCAAAGAAAAGGACUACCGUCACUUAAAGCCACAGAAUGGCUAUGGUGCGCUGAAUAGCGAUUUCGACAACUUUUAUGUUCGUCGCUUGAAGCUUCGUAUCAAUGACUGCUUCGAGCGCCCUGUCACAGGAGUGCCUGGACGGUACAUCACCCUGAUUGAUCGUGUGAGCAAUGACCAGAAUCGUCACUUCCAUUUCACCGGGACCACUACCGAUACCUUGAAUAUGAGCUCCUACAAUUAUCUCGGAUUCGCUCAGUCUGAAGGCCCAUGUGCAGAUGCUGUUGAGCAGACAAUCAAAAAGUACGGAAUCAGCUCAGUUGGCACCAGGGUCGAUGCCGGGACACAGGACCUUCACCUGGAAGUUGAAGAUUUAGUUGCUAGAUUUGUGGGCAAGGAGGCUUCAAUGGUAUUCUCCAUGGGAUUUGGUACAAAUGCUGGUAUAUUUCCAGCCUUGGUAUCCAAGGGUUGUUUGAUUAUUUCUGACGAACUGAACCAUGCGUCAAUCCGUUAUGGUGCACGAUUGUCAGGGGCCUCGAUUGAAAUGUUCAAGCACAACGACGUUAGCGCGCUAGAAAAGAAAUUACGCGAAGUGAUAUCCCAAGGCCAACCACGCACUCACCGCCCAUGGAAAAAAAUCCUGGUAGUCGUGGAAGGGCUCUACUCAAUGGAAGGGUCAAUGUGCAAUCUCCCCGGAAUCCUUGCCUUGAGAAGAAAAUACAAAUUCAACCUCUUCAUCGACGAGGCGCACUCUAUUGGAGCUAUCGGUCCCCGUGGACGGGGAAUAUGUGAUUAUUUCGGAAUCGACACCAAGGAAGUUGAUAUUCUAAUGGGCACACUCACCAAAUCCUUUGGUGCCAAUGGUGGUUACAUCGCAGCAGACAAAACCGUCAUUGACAAACUCCGCGCGUCAAAUGCAGCAGUGUUUUUUGGAGAAGCUCCGACACCACCGAUUCUCGCUCAAAUCUCGACAUCUCUUAGAAUUAUUACCGGAGAACUUGUUCCCGGGCCAAGGGGAAGAGAGACUCCAGAGCUCAAAUUCUCAAGUGGUGUCGCUGGUGGUGCUCUACCUCCGCCGGAUGGAGUAAGCGCAGAGAUGGAGAAUGAUUGGUAUCGUCAGCAAAGUGCCAAUGGCCAGAUCAUUCCUCCACGCUGGCGUUAUGAAGACGUGAUUCGUCGCGGGGUUCAAGAUGUCAAGCGACCCCUGAGAUAA